GAGGAGCCGCCAUCUGACGCACUGCUAACAGUCAGUAGCAGGGACAUUAGCAGGGAUGCUAGUGAGGUCACUAGCAGGGACAUUAGCAGGGAUGCUAGUGAGGAUGCUAAGAGGAACCUUAGCAGGGAUGCUAGUGAGUUUGCUAACAGGGACAUUAGCAGCGAUGCUAGUGAGGAGGCUAGGAGGAACCUUAGAAGGGAUGCUAGUGAGGAGGCUAACAGGGACAUUAGCAGGGAUGCUAGUGAGGAGCCUAACAGGGACAUUAGCAGGGAUGCUAGUGAGUUUGCUAACAGGGACAUUAGCAGAGAUGCUAGUGAGGAGGCUAAGAGGAACCUUCGAAGGGAUGCUAGUGAGGAGGCUAACAGGGACAUUAGCAGGGAUGCUAGUGAGUCUGCUAACAGGGACAUUAGCAGGGAUGCUAGUGAGGAGCCUAACAGGGACAUUAGCAGGGAUACUAUUGAGGAUGCUAAGAGGAACCUUAGCAGGGAUGCUAGUCAGGAGGCCAACAGGGACAUUAGCAGGGAUGCUAGUGAGGAGGCUAACAGGGACAUUAGCAGGGAUGCUAGUGAGUUUGCUAACAGGGACAUUAGCAGCGAUGCUAGUGAGGAGGCUAACAGGGACAUUAGCAGGGAUGCUAGUGAGGUUGCUAACAGGGACAUUAGCAGGGAUGCUAGUGAGGUUGCUAACAAGGACAUUAGCAGGGAUGCUAGUGAGGAGGCUAACAGGGACAUUAGCAGGGAUGCUAGUGAGGUUGCUAACAGGGACAUUAGCAGGGAUGCUAGUGAGGUUGCUAACAGGGACAUUAGCAGGGAUGCUAGUGAGGAGGCUAACAGGGACAUUAGCCAGGAUGCUAGUGAGGAGGCUAACAGGGACAUUAGCAGGGAUGCUAGUGAGGUCAUUAGCAGGGAUAUUAGCAGGGAUGCCAGUGAGGACAUUAAUCGGCACAUUAGCACAGAUAUUAAUGAGACAGGGCAUUAAUGUGGCCACUAGGAACUUUAGCAGGGACAUUAGAGGUGAUGGAAAAG
Anguilla rostrata (American eel) is the source of this 1025-nucleotide messenger RNA. RefSeq names its product serine/threonine-protein kinase fray2-like. The record is from RefSeq and is a predicted model, not a curated record. The annotation marks the transcript as partial. NCBI's taxonomy places the organism in Eukaryota, Metazoa, Chordata, Actinopteri, Anguilliformes, Anguillidae. The transcript has a single exon.